ACCACUUGUACCACUCCAUCUUUCAACUUCUCACUACCACCGCAUUCAACGCGACCAAAUUCCAAAAAAUGGCAAAUCCAACACCAAAACCUAGUCCCACUCUCGUCCUUCAUGUCAUCCUAUGUUGCUGGUUGUGUUCGUCCAUUGUUAUGGGAGCCACUUACAAUGUGAUCAACUUUGGUGCCAAAUCAGACGGUAAAACGGACUCAACCAAGGCGUUCCUCAAUGCAUGGGCCAAGGCUUGUGCUUCAACCAGCUCUGCCUCCAUUUAUGUGCCCCGAGGGAGGUUCUUGCUCAGAAGUGCCACCUUCGGUGGCCAAUGUCACAACCAAGCUAUCACCUUUACCAUUGAUGGCACUCUGGUCGCUCCUUCUGAUUACAGGGUCAUCGGUAGUUCCGGUAAGUGGUUGCAGUUCGAGGGUGUGAACGGGGUUUCCAUCCGCGGUGGGGUGUUGGAUGGCCAAGGAACAGCCCUGUGGAAUUGCAAGAACUCCGGCAAAGGAAACUGCCCCACCGGUGCCACGACGUUGGGUUUCACCAACUCGAAUAACGUCGCUAUUAGUGGGUUGACCUCGUUGAACAGUCAAAUGUUCCACAUUGUGUUCAAUGGAUGCCAAAAUGUGAAGUUGCAAGGAGUGAAGGUCAUGGCGGACGGAAACAGUCCUAACACCGACGGCAUCCACGUACAAAUGUCCUCUCACGUCACCAUCCUCAACUCCAAUAUUCGAACAGGAGAUGAUUGUAUCUCCAUAGGCCCAGGAACCACAAACUUGUGGAUUGAAAACAUUGCAUGCGGACCAGGACACGGAAUAAGCAUUGGGAGCUUGGGGAAAGAUUUCAAAGAAGCUGGUGUACAAAAUGUGACGGUUAAAACGGUUACCUUCACCGGGACUCAAAAUGGCGUCAGAAUCAAGACCUGGGGGAGACCCAGUAACGGCUUUGUGAGGAAUGUUCUUUUCCAAGACGCUAUCAUGGUCAAUGUCGAAAACCCCGUUAUAAUUGACCAAAAUUACUGCCCAGGAAACAAGGGCUGCCCUGGUCAGGCAUCUGGAGUGAAAGUGAGUGAUGUAACAUACAGAGACAUUCAUGGAACAUCUGCUACACAGGUUGCCGUGAAAUUUGAUUGCAGUUCCAAGUAUCCAUGCAGCGGGAUCAAGUUGGAGGAUGUGAAGCUCACAUACAAGAAUCAACGUGCUGUAUCUUCCUGCAACCAUGCAGAUGGAGCCUCGUUGGGUUCAGUUCAACCCCAGAGUUGCUUUUAGACCCUAAAAUAUGCCAUCACCAUCCUGCACAAAAAAUAUACUAUUAAACCAAGAUUCUAGAUGGAGUCAUAGGACAAGAUCAUAGGCAUACAGUGUGUCGCUACGUAUAUUUUUUUGUUUUUGUUUAUGAAUAGUGUAUCAGCUUGUCGCAGUUUGAGGCGUUUGUAGCCCAUUGUGCGGCUGUGUGCAUGGUCUUACAAUUG
Vigna angularis (adzuki bean) is the source of this 1465-nucleotide messenger RNA. Its product is annotated as polygalacturonase-like. Gene Ontology annotation, molecular function: polygalacturonase activity. The transcript has 4 exons. The coding region runs from base 69 to 1262 and encodes 397 amino acids. Gene Ontology annotation, biological process: carbohydrate metabolic process. The record is from RefSeq and is a predicted model, not a curated record. Lineage: Eukaryota; Viridiplantae; Streptophyta; Magnoliopsida; Fabales; Fabaceae.